UAGUCGCUUUGCUUUUUAUUACAAAAGGACACGUUGCCAGGAUAAAGUCAUAAAUAAAAAAAUCACCAAAAAUUAAAUGAACGGUGUUUUUCUUUGGCCAGUAAUCAAAUAAACUCAACGAAGCGACCAACUCAUAGAGGAAAACACACAAACAAUUACCACAAAGGAAAUACCAUUUUCCGGAGAGGAUAUAUCAAAGUUAUUAAAUUAUCGACAAUGGCAACAUGUGUCAUUUUGUUGCCAUGGUUGCAAUAAAUUAGCCAUUGAUAUAUUCGAAGAAUUUGAAGACAAUAUUUUUCCAUUGUGAAGUUUUGGAAAACUUGUCAUAUUUUUUUCCUAUCGUUUUUUAUUUUCUAACAAACCAACACUGACUUUCGAUUAAUCAGGACAUUUGAGAAUUUCUAAGUGCUUUCUAAUUAAGGACACGUGAUGAGCGCCGAAUCAUUUAUUUCAGAUGAGGAACGCUAUGCCGACGAUACAUUUGAACAAGAAUCUGACACUGAAGUGCCGGAGGCAACUGAAAUUGAAAGUGAAAUAUCCGAAGUUAGUGAUGCAGAAGACAACGAUGGCCAAGGACAUGAUUCGGCCAGUAACUCAAAAAUGGUCCCCUUUAGAUAUAGUGCCCCCCUACAAACAGAUGCCGUGCCAUUUGACAGUUCAUCGGACGAGGAGGAUGAUGUUAUUGUGGGCCAAACAUUGGUGGAGAUUAAUACACCAUCUAUGCAUUUCCAAGAAGAGGAAAAUUUGACAAUGACACGUAUACGUCGUGAAAUACGUCCACUAAAAUAUCAAAAAACACAACCUUUGAAGAGUAUUGAUGAGGACAGUGAUGGUUCUGUUAGCGAAGAAGAAUCCCUUGUUGACAGCGAAGAGGAAAGGGAAUUCCAAAAGAUCCGUGAAAUGGAAGAACAUUAUUUGCUACAGAACUCAGCCAAGACACCGAAACAAAUCAACAGUAGUGAAGGUAGCAGUAAUCGUUUGGAAAGUGUGCAAUCAGAUUCCAAAACUUCAGCAAGUGAGAGUUCCCAGGAAGACAAGGAUGAUGACUCAAACUCUCUGCACAAGGAAGAAAGUUUAGGAACUGAAAAACAAACACCCAAGGAAUCUGAAAUAGAUCCCAUACCAGAAUUGAUCGACAAAAUUAUGGAACAAUUUACACCCAUACCCCAAAUACCACAACAAAUUCAAACAGAUUUUGUAGAAAUCGUUGGAAAUUCUUUGACCAGUUUACAAAACCAAAGUAGAGAUGUCGAAGAAAUUGAUACCAUCGUUACUGAUGACUUGCCACAACCAUAUCAUAGGCCAGAUGAUUCCAUUCGUAUGACAUUCAGCUUUGAACCCAAUCACAUUUUAAGUCCUGAAAAUAUUGCAAAGGUAUUUUUCGAUGCUAUGAAUGCUACAAAUAUUACCUAUGCUUCGGAACAGCAGAAAUCACAUUCGAAGAGCGACGAAUCACAGAAUCUUGAGGAACGCAAAGAAGCGAAUGCUGAAAAUUAUUCUCAAAGUAGAGGUAACUCUGUGGAAGAGAGAAAUAAUAAACAAAAUGAUGAAAUAAGUAAUGAACAUGGUGACAAGGAAGUCGAAUUGGAAUAUCACGAAAAAUCCUCAUCUCCGGAAGGUGUUGAUAAUGACAACUAUUACGAAGAUGAAAGCUACUACGAUACCCAAUUUGAAUAUCAAAUAACCAGCAAAACACCCAGCUGCUUCAAUUCCGAAGAUUAUGUUUUUCAUGCUAAUUUCAUAAGACCAUCUCCAACAACGGAUCGUUUCAGAGUAAAAUCACAUCCUCGAAAAAGUAUGAGUUUCUCCAAUGAACGCAUGCGCGAAAUCGAACGUCACAAUCAAAUUUUAUUGCGUAAAAUUCUUACUCAAAAACCCACUUACGUGGCAAAGAGUGCACAACACAAAUCUCAAUCUUCUAAGACAAAUUCCCAAACAAAUGUUCGUCUGACAACAUCAGCUGUAAAUCGUAAAAAACAACAAAGGCAAAUCGAUUUGGAUAAUCAGGUAUUAAAACGUAAACUAGAGGCUAUAGCCCUGCGGCGAAGACCACUAAUAACAUAAUUUAACUAAUUUCCCCAAUUGCGGUAUAUAAUUCCUCAACAAUAUAUUUUCUAGUUUUUCAAUAUAUAUAUUCAAAAAUAAUAAAUAUUUUAUUUUUGUCAAAA
Musca domestica (house fly) is the source of this 2168-nucleotide messenger RNA. Its product is annotated as protein hemingway. The coding region runs from base 430 to 2064 and encodes 544 amino acids. Gene Ontology annotation, biological process: spermatogenesis. The record is from RefSeq and is a predicted model, not a curated record. The transcript has 4 exons. NCBI's taxonomy places the organism in Eukaryota, Metazoa, Arthropoda, Insecta, Diptera, Muscidae.